AUGGCAGACAUGGAAAAGAUGACAGACGCUCCAGUGGAGUUCCUCAGAGACGGCGCACGUUUCCUCCAAAAAUGCACAAAGCCCUCUCAGAAAGAGUACAUGCAAUUGAUCAGAGCAGUCGGCAUGGGUUUCAUCAUGAUGGGUGUUGUUGGCUACCUCAUCAAGUUGAUCCACAUUCCGAUCAGAUACUUGAUUGUCUAG
This is a messenger RNA of Pichia kudriavzevii, 201 nucleotides long. RefSeq lists its product as uncharacterized. Gene Ontology annotation, cellular component: membrane; Ssh1 translocon complex. Lineage: Eukaryota; Fungi; Ascomycota; Pichiomycetes; Pichiales; Pichiaceae. The transcript has a single exon. The record is from RefSeq and is a predicted model, not a curated record. Gene Ontology annotation, biological process: protein targeting; post-translational protein targeting to membrane, translocation. Bases 1 to 201 code for a protein of 66 amino acids. Gene Ontology annotation, molecular function: transmembrane protein transporter activity.